AUGAACUUUGCCGAGACUCGAGUUGAGCCAGCCCCGGUCAACACCACCACUACCACCACUACCACCCGCAUCGAACCGUCCAUCAUUAUAGUGACCGUUGUGAUAUUUGUUGUGGUCAUUGGUGUGGUCAUCGCUGGGCUCUUCUCACUACGACAAGAAAAUAUUCAAAAGAAGAAAGUCGCCACAUCACCACACCGUCGCAAUAACAGUGUUUCUACAAUGUCUUCCUUCAACUCGCUGGAUCUAGAAAAGAAUCCAGAUUGGGUUCUGGAGCAUCAACGCCGCCACAUCAUCCAAAAGAGCUUGGCAUCUCGGUCUGCUUCUCCGGCUUUUGACUUGAGACCUCCCACUCGAGCCCUCACCCGUACUUCUAGCAACGGUACGCUGAGAAGUGACUGGAAAGAGCUCGAAGCUGGUAUGUAUGCCGGCCUUUCAUCAACCUCACACCCGGCAAUCCAUGCUGAGCAGUGA
Molecule: messenger RNA, 471 nt
Organism: [Torrubiella] hemipterigena
Lineage: Eukaryota; Fungi; Ascomycota; Sordariomycetes; Hypocreales; Clavicipitaceae
Source: the annotation of a GenBank genome assembly